Panicum hallii is the source of this 636-nucleotide messenger RNA. Its product is annotated as zein-alpha PMS1-like. The transcript has a single exon. Bases 34 to 636 code for a protein of 200 amino acids. Gene Ontology annotation, molecular function: nutrient reservoir activity. Lineage: Eukaryota; Viridiplantae; Streptophyta; Magnoliopsida; Poales; Poaceae. The record is from RefSeq and is a predicted model, not a curated record.
AUUGAAACCCACUAAGUAACUCUUAGAGCGAGCAUGGCAGCCAAGAUAUUUUCCCUCCUUGCACUCCUUGCUCUCUUAGUGAGCGCUACCACUGCGGUCAUUAUUCCGCAGUGCUCACUAGCCGCCUCCGCUGCCACUGUUCCACAGUACCUCUCACCUAUUGCAGCCGUCGGAUAUGAGCACCCGAUUGUGCAGUCCUACAGGCUACAACAGGCACUUGCAGCCAGCAUCCUACCAUCAUCGGCAAUAUUCUUACAGCAACAGUCAGCCUUACUGCAGCAGCAAUCUUUGGCCCAGCUGACAGUACAGAGCAUCGCGGCACAGCAACAACGCGUUCUAUCACCGUUCAGUCAGGUAGCCCUGGCGAACCCCGCCGCCUACUUGCAACAACAGAUCAACCAGCUAGCCAUGGUGAACCCCGCUGCCUACUUGCAGCAGCAACUGCUUCCAUUCAACCAACUAGCUGUUGCGAACUCUGCCGCCUUCUUGCAGCAGCAGCAGUUGGUGCCAUUCAACCCACUUGCCGUGGCUCACCCCGCCGCCUUCUGGCAGCAACAACAGCUAGUCAACCAACUGGCUUUGACGAGUCCCGCCUCCUUGUGGCAGCAACCCAUCGUUGGUUCUACCCUCUUCUAA